Molecule: messenger RNA, 2217 nt
Organism: Plasmodium gallinaceum
Lineage: Eukaryota; Apicomplexa; Aconoidasida; Haemosporida; Plasmodiidae
Gene: DNMT
Product: DNA (cytosine-5)-methyltransferase, putative
Exons: 1
Coding region: 1-2217 (738 amino acids)
Source: RefSeq, a predicted model, not a curated record
AUGAAAAAAAUAAAAGUAUUAGAACUUUAUAGCGGAAUAGGGGGGUUGCAUUAUAGUUUGAUACAAGCGUUGAUCAAUUAUAUUCAUAAUUGGAAUAAUGAAAAUAUAAGAAAAGAUAUAAAAAGUAUAUUUCAUUUUAUAUCGUUAGAUUUAAAUCAUUUAGCAAAUCAAACCCAUUACCACAAUUUUCAAGAAAAUUGUAUCUAUUUGACUAGUAGAAAAGAUAUUAAAAAAUUUUUUAAAAAAAAGUUUAAAAGUAGUGAAAGUCACGAACAAAAAAUACAAUUUUAUAAUUCUAAAAAACAGAAAGAAAAUAAAAAUAACAUAAGUGAUAAUAAUGAAAAUGAGUUUAAUUACAAUAAAAAUUACAUUAUUCAAACAGAUAUAAAUAAUCUGACUGCUCAAUUUUUCGAUUUUCAUCAAUUUGACAUAUUAUUGAUAUCAAAUCCUUGUCAACCAUAUACAAGACAAAAUAAAAGUUUUAAAAAAAUUGAUUUAAAUGAAAUUAUUUCUAAAAAUAAUAACAUAAGACUCCAAUUUCAUAAAACAAAGGAAGAAACUAAUAAGAAUAGUUAUGAAGAAAGUAAUAAUAAUGUUUAUAAUGAACAUUCAAAAAAUAAUAAUAAGGAUGCUAAUGGUAAUUACGAUGUAUUAGAUAUUAAUAAAAACGAAAAAAAUUUCAUAUAUUGCGAUAAGAAUAUGAGAAAUGGUAAUAAUAUGAAUGAAUGCAUUUAUACAAGUAACUAUAAUGAUUUGAACAACAAUGAUAGUAUGAAAAACCAGAAUUAUCCAAAUGAAAUUUAUGAUAAAUUUAGUACUGAUAAUUUAGAUGUGGAAAAAAUAAUAGGUUCUUUAGAUUUUGAAAAAGAUGAAAGAACUAACAGUUUUAUUCAUAUUUGCAAUUUAUUAAAAAAUACAAAUACACAAAAUUUACCGCAGUAUAUAUUUAUUGAAAAUGUGAAAAAUUUUGAAGUAUCUUUUUCUUUUUUAUAUUUUAUACAUUCUAUUCAAAAAAAUUAUAAUUUUCAAACAUACCAUUUGUCACCUUUACAAUUUGGUAUUCCCAAUGAACGGCUUCGUUUUUACUGUAUAUGUAAAAAAAAAGAUAAUUUAAAUGAUAACAAAGAAAAGAUAAUUUUUGAAAAAAAAGAAAAUACAUUAUAUAGUAAUUCUUUAAUUCCACAAAAAUAUAUUUCAUUUAAAUCUAAUGAAAACUCAAAAAAAAAUGAAAAAAUUACUUUUUAUAUGCCAAGUAUAAUAACAUAUCUAGAUAUUAAUGAAAAAUUUUCCAUAGAUAAUAUGAAAUUUAAAAAUAUAAAUAUGAUUGAUAAUAAUUUAAAUGAAUUUGAAGUAAAGAAAGAUAUUCUUAAAAAGAAAUCAGCAUAUUGCUUUGAUAUUAUAGAUAUCAAUAAAAAAGGAAAUAAAUGCUGUUUUGAUUCCAAUGAGUAUUAUGCUGAAAAAAAUAACUGUAUAAAUAACUUCCAUAACGAGAGAAUGAAAUAUAAAAUAAAUUCUAAAAAAGUGCAUAGUAUGUGUUUUACCUCUAAUUACGGUCGAUAUAUUAUUGGUUCAGGUUCUAUACUAUAUUUUUGCAAAUACAAAAAAAAAAAAAAAAAAAAUAAUAAUAAUAUAAUAACAGAUAAAUUAUAUAAACAAACAUUACACGAAUAUAAUGUAAAAAGUAAAUCGGAGAAUGAAUUAAUAAAUUCUUCUACAAGUGAAGAAUUGAAUAAUUUAUCAAAUGAGAAUUAUUCCAUAGAAGUAUCUUAUAAAAGUGAAUACGAAGAUAAUGAAAUGAGAAAAUAUGAAAAUAAAGUGAGAUAUUUUACACCAACUGAAAUAUGCAGAUUAAUGGGAUUUAAGAUACAUACAGAAAAAUAUAAUUUAAAAAAAAAUGUAAAAAACACCUAUGGAAAUAUAUUUUGGAAUAUUGAUCAUAUAAAUCAUAAAUGUGCAUAUAAUUACAAUAUUCAUUAUUGUGAUGCAAAUAAUACGAAUACGUGUUUAUUAAAUUCAAUAGAAUAUGUAAAGAAUACAAAAAAAGAGAUAGAGGAGGAAAAAAAAUGCUUCUGUCACGAAUUUAAAUUUCCUAACUUCAUAUCAAAUAGACAAAAACUUAAACUAAUUGGGAAUUCUGUUAAUAUUGUUGUUAUAUCUUUAAUUUUACAAACUCAUAAUAUAUUUGAUGAUUUUAAUAUAAAAAAUUUACUACAUUAA